AAAAAAAAUCCCACAACUUCCGGUUAAGUUUGAGCUCUGCGCGGGUCGAGGGCAAAACACUCGUCUCAGGACUUCGCUCCUCUGUUCCGAGGCAGCGGGGUCAGCCGAAGAGAAAUGUCCAACCUAGAGAAAACAGACAUCCAAAGAAAACGUCCUCCGCCCGUUAAAGUGUUGUCCAGCCAGCUGAGGACGGCAGGGGCCCGUGGAGACGCUGACUGCGAGGAGGGAUGUGUCAUCAGGCCGGGCAGGGGUCGCUCUCUGCACGUCUCAUUGGUGUGGAUGCAGGGGACAGUCCUGGAGGUCCAGCUGGACAGAAACACCGUGCUGUUGAUGGAUGAGACGGGAACUUUUACGGUUCAGGGCGUCAACAGUAUCCCCAAAGGGAAACCAUGUUUGUCCCCAGGCAAAUAUGUCAUGGUGAUGGGUGUCAUCCAGGCGGCGUACCCGGAGCCGGUCAUCCGUGCCGUGAAGAUGGCAGACCUCUCUGAACUCGCUGCACUCCACAGGCGGAUGUGGAAGCUGGAGGUGGAGGACCUGCAGCAGGUGCUGACCUGAAUGCAGAGCUGCUGUUGCGGUGCCACACCCGUCCUCGUUGGGUGUGCGGUAACGGGAGGGACUCUUGACAAGUGCGAAAUGACAUCAAAUAAUUGAACAGAUCUCGGAUUAGGAUGCAUUCAUGGUAACAAAACAUUUCUCUGUGCUUAGUGUUUGUAAUGACUCCAAAGAGGCAAGUCUUCUUUAUAUUUAUUAUUCUGUGUGCUGAGGUUCAACAAAUAUUAAAAUGAUUCAUUUUCUAGUA
Messenger RNA from Mugil cephalus (flathead mullet), 799 nucleotides. It is a transcript of the gene rmi2, whose product is annotated as RecQ mediated genome instability 2. The record is from RefSeq and is a predicted model, not a curated record. NCBI's taxonomy places the organism in Eukaryota, Metazoa, Chordata, Actinopteri, Mugiliformes, Mugilidae. Gene Ontology annotation, cellular component: nuclear speck; cytosol. The transcript is spliced from 2 exons. Gene Ontology annotation, biological process: negative regulation of double-strand break repair via homologous recombination; DNA repair; regulation of sister chromatid segregation. The coding region runs from base 115 to 555 and encodes 146 amino acids.